Messenger RNA from Caenorhabditis remanei, 771 nucleotides. RefSeq lists its product as uncharacterized. The record is from RefSeq and is a predicted model, not a curated record. Bases 1 to 771 code for a protein of 256 amino acids. The transcript has 2 exons. Lineage: Eukaryota; Metazoa; Nematoda; Chromadorea; Rhabditida; Rhabditidae.
AUGGAGCCUGUCAAUCUCAACACAUUCGUGUUUUCAAAACCCACUGGUAACCGCGAUAUGACUACAGAGGAAUGGCGGAAUAAAACGGAAAUGUAUCAAAUCAAUCAGUGCAACUACACGUCUCUAGGACUUCAACAAUCAUUCGAAAUAUUGGAUAUCAAUGCUGAAAACACACCAACGGAGGAUUCCGAAAUUGUAAAAGUGAAAAAGGAAAACCAAAUAUUGAGACGAGAAAAUGAAAUGCUCCGUCUCUCGGAGAGCAAUUUAAAACGGGAAAUUUUGGAGAUUCGAAAAUCAAUUGCACACACUACCCAGCAAUUGGAUUUUGAGAGACAAAUGUCACAAUCAGAAUUGAAGGCUCAAGAAUCUCGAAUGAGGUUAGAAAUGCAGAGACUACAAAAUGACUGGUUGUCAUUUCAAAAGCAACUCGAAUCAAAAUAUACUCUACUAGCAUUGUCUUGUCAGAAGCUUGAGCUCGAGAACAGAAAUCUGAAGGUUCAGCACGAAUUGAAACUUCAAGAGGCAAUAACUCACAUUGAGCAACUGGAUCAAGUGAUUGAGAAGAAAAACCGUGAGAUUGAUGAGAUGACUGCGUACAUCACGGAGCAAGAACAAGCAGCGUACAGAUUCCGUGGAAAGCGAGCAACGAGAAAACUGUUCAAUGAGCGAGAUGAUGCUCUGCUAUUUGGCGACAAAAAUAAGGUGGAAGAAACAUGUGAAAAGAUCAAAGCAUUGGAUGAGUUAAUAAAAAGUGGGCAUGAAGUCGAUUAA